Molecule: messenger RNA, 3599 nt
Organism: Lactuca virosa
Lineage: Eukaryota; Viridiplantae; Streptophyta; Magnoliopsida; Asterales; Asteraceae
Source: the annotation of a GenBank genome assembly
CAAUUAUCAAAUAACACAUCCAGUUAACCCGAAUAAAACUUUAGGUUUUCAGAUCUGGUAACAAUUGCAAGACCAAAUUCAUAUUGGAUCUUGGGUUGAUUACUGAUCAGCCAAAUCUCGAACAAACCGAUCCAAAAUUCAAAACCAGCCGUGUGCAAAUUUGGCUAUUUGCUUUGAAUUUUUGUCUACUCGGAGAACGGUAGAAAAUACACCGGAGAUAUUGAAGAUCGGUAUAAUUCAUUGGAUUGAAUUGAUGAUGGUAACAUGAGACCCACGCACCAGAGUGUAUAAUCACAGCUCGUCUCGUCUGGCCCCUCACCCCCACUUUCGAUCUGACAAUGCAAGUUGAUUUCUUAGGGUUUCUAUCUACGAAUACUGAUUCCAGCAAAUCCAAGUGAAACAACGGUAUAUGUGAUUUGAUUGAGAUUGGAAGUGUAAAGACUGGAUUGAUUGAUGCUGUACAAAUCGUGAAAAAGAAAUGGAUCCAAAGCCUUCCCCCAGAUCGGGAAGGUUCGCCCCUAUUAAUCGACAUAAUUCUACCCCUUCCUCCUUGUUAUCGAAAUCACUUUCCGAUGCAAGUACCCAAAACUUAUCCUCCAUCCUCAACAACCCACAUGUCUCCGACGGCUCCUGGGUCGGUUGGUGGUCGUCUUCAACUGCUGUACAAGUCGCUGAAUUUGCUCCUCCUGCCGCCAACAAAACCCCUGGUUUAGAAAUAACUAGAUCCGAUUUCACAUCAUAUUUAUCCUCAAUCUCCGAUCACCAUAGCCGUUUCGAAGACAUUCGGAACCAUUCAAACAAGGAGAGCAGGGAUGCGGAUGCCAUUGAUCACCAUGAGAGGGCAGGGGAAGCUCUUGUUGCGUGUUUGCGGGAAGUUCCUUCAUUGUAUUUCAAGGAGGAUUUUGCACUCGAAGAUGGAGCAACUUUCAGGGCAGCUAGCCCGUUCUCUACUAUCGCUGAGAACACCGUGUUACAAGAAAAGUUGUCUCAGUACUUGGAUGUGGUCGAGCUUCAUUUGGUUAAGGAGAUCUCGCUGCGUUCCAAUUCGUUUUUUGAAGCACAGGGUCAGUUAGAAGAUUUGAAUCUUAAGAUUGUUGAAGGGUGUAGUCGGAUCCGGGAAUUGAAGGAGACGAUUAGGCUUUUGGAUGUAGAUUUAGUGGAUUCAGCUCGUCAAAUUCAGGAGUUAAAUCAUACCCGGAGCGAUAUGUUGGCACUGCAGGAGAAGCUUAGGCUUAUAUUAUACGUUAACCAAUCUCUUGCUGCUCUUAAGUUGCUUGUUGCAUCUGCUGAUUGUGCUGGAGCUUUAGACGUGACUGAUGAUUUGAAGCAUUUUCUGGAUGGGGAUCAAUUGACUGGCCUACAUUGUUUUCGUCACCUUGAGGAUCAUGUAGCUGCUGCAAUAGAUUCUGUAAAUAGCAUUCUUUCAACAGAGUUUUUGCGUGCAUCUAUCAAUGAUUCUGGAGAUAAGGAUGUGGUUAUAUUAACUAAAGCAAAAGCAAAGAUGGCCCCACUGGGAAAUGGAGAAGAUAAUGAAGUAAACUUGUAUGAAGAAGACACCUCAAGUUUCCAUGAUCGACUUUUACCUCUUAUUAUUGGCUUACUUAGAACUGCAAAACUUCCAACUGUUUUGAGAAUAUAUCGCGAUACAGUUACAUCUGACAUGAAAACUGCUAUAAAAUCGGUUGUUGCAGAGCUGCUUCCUGUUCUUCUUGCAAGACCUUUAGACUCUGAUUUUAAAUCAAACGAUCGAAUUGUUGAUUCAGAUGGUGGAGGCUCAUCACUUGCAAGUAAGUUAAGAAGCUUGUCUUCUGAAAGCUUUGUUCAACUUCUUGGCACCAUUUUCAAGAUUGUACAGGCACACUUACUUCGAGCUGCUGAAGUUAAAAAAGCCAUUGAAUGGAUAAUGUCCAAUCUUGAUGGUCAUUAUGCUGCUGAUUCAGUUGCUGCUGCAAUUGCUCAUGGUGCUUUAAAUUCCGAAAAUGCCCCUCUCGGUGAUUCUCAGUCUGGAUCCUUUCCUAGGAAUUCUAUCAAGGUGUCCCCAAUCCAACCAAAAUCGAACGAUGCCACAAGUCCAUCAAAUUUAUCAAAAAAUUUCAGAGCUGAUGUAUUGAGAGAAAACACGGAAGCAGUGUUUGCAGCUUGUGAUGCAGCUCAUGGAAGAUGGGCAAAACUUCUUGGUGUGCGUGCUCUUUUGCAUCCAAGACUAAGGCUUCAAGAGUUUUUACAAAUAUAUAACGUGUCACAAGAAUUUGUUACUGCAACAGAGAAGAUUGGUGGAAGGUUGGGAUAUAGCAUCCGUGGAACAUUACAGUCUCAAGCCAAAGCUUUUGUUGAUUUCCAACAUGAAUCUCGGAUGACAAAACUGAAAGCAGUGCUUGAUCAAGAAACAUGGGUUGAAGUAGAUGUGCCUAAUGAAUUCCAGGGAAUUGUGGAUUCCCUGUUUAGCUUGGAAUCCUUAGGAGUUGGUGAUUCCGAUGAUAAAAGCUACAAUGAACAGGCUGUUGAUGGAAUUGUGGAUACCACUGGACAGGUUAAUAAUGUUAAAACAAAGAAUGAACAUGGAAAAUCUGGUGCUCAUUUGAUCUCAUUCAGAGGUGUUGGGUACCACAUGGUAAACUGUGGGUUAAUCCUGUUGAAGAUGUUAUCAGAGUACAUUGAUAUGAAUGCUGUUUUGCCAGCACUUUCAUCUGAAGUUAUUCAUCGUGUUCUUGAAAUGUUGAAAUUUUUCAACACAAGGGCUUGUCAGCUUGUUCUUGGUGCUGGUGCCAUGCAGGUGUCUGGUUUAAAGUCGAUUACAUCAAAACAUUUGGCAUUGGCAAGUCAGGUUGUGAGUUUUGUGCAUGCUAUUAUCCCUGAAAUUAGGAGGAUUCUUUUCCUGAAAGUACCUGAGACACGAAAAGUAAUGCUGUUAUCAGAAAUUGAACGAGUAUCACAGGAUUAUAAAGUGCAUAGAGAUGAGAUACAUACAAAACUGGUGCAAAUAAUGAGGGAAAGGCUGUUAGUUCAUCUUCGUGGAUUACCUCAAAUUAUUGAAACAUGGAAUCGAUCAGAUGAAACUGAUGUACAACCCAGUCAAUUUGCUAAAUCACUCACCAAGGAAGUUGGAUAUCUUCAACGUGUGCUUUCACGAACUUUGCAUGAAGCUGAUGUUCAAGAAAUAUUCAAAGAAGUGACAAUCAUCUUUGACAUACAAAUAUCUGAUGCAUUUUCACACGUGGAUAUUACCAAUCAACAAAUAAAAACCAGGCUUAAUUGUGAUAUCCAGCAUAUCCUUGGAUGCAUAAGAUCAUUGCCAUCAGCCAAGUUAAGUAGUGAGUCGGGGGCCCCACUUGCAGCAAAAGCCAAUUGGAGGUGCUUGAUCAUAUGAUGCAAUUUUCAAAAAUACAAAUUUUGAGGAGACUACUUUUGGUAACGGGAAUGUAUAACUUAAUGGGUACAGAUAAGAGAUGUAAGAUUGAAGUUGAUUGAUAUUUUUCUUUUUUUCAUUUUGUGUUUGAUUUUGUUUUGUUACUUUUGGUGGUUAUAUAUAUUCUUGGCAGAUAGUAGUGAUUUUGUAUUGGCUGCAAUUCGUGUAUCAAAACCGUACAAUCUAAUACAAU